GAGAGUGAUUUUGUGAAUACGCUAGAGUAGUACUACUGAAUCAAUCAUUGCAAAACCAGAUAUCGGAGAAGUUCAAAGGAACACUCCUAUAUCCUUCCGUUUAAAUAACAUAUAUAGGACUGGUGUGGGUUGCAAAAACUGGUACAAUACAUAAGACAUCGACCUGACUAUCGAGACUCACUACUUUAACAACAACUUUUGGCAUUUGGUUGAAGAGGUCGUCCAGCAUGCUUGGGUUAUCAGUGUCGGUAUUUUCAGUCUUGCUUGGAGCUUUGACGUUCCUCGUUUGUAUCUGGUUUGUAAGACGUCCUAGUAACCUCCCACCGGGACCAUGGUCACUGCCUAUCAUUGGAUACAGAUUUAAGCCAGGUCUGAUCCAUGAAACCUUCAUAGAAAUGGCUGAGAAAUACGGUCCAAUAUUCAGCUUACGACGAGGCCCGUUUCUUGUUGUUGUAUUGAAUGACAUAUCGGCUAUCAAACAAGCCUUGGUGAAGUCAGCAGAAUUUUUACCAGGUCGAUAUGUUCCUGGACAUAUCAAAUGGACGAUUCCAGAGAGUAACAACAACGCUUCUGUUGUCUGGAGUAGUGGCAAACCCUGGGAAGACCAACGUAGAUUCUCUCUACAUGCCCUUCGAUCCUUUGGAUUUGGUAAGAAGAGCUUAGUGCCUCAGAUCAACCUGGAAGCUCGUUACCUUGCUGAGGAAAUCAAGAGUCUCCGAGGUAAACCGACAGACCUCAUGUCCACAUUGAAUAAAGCAACAGCAAACGUCAUAUCCCAACUGGUCUUUGGUCGGCGUUACGAAUACGAUGAUAUGGAAUACAUUGAGGCACUGCAGGCAAUGGUAGACGUCUUUGCUAGUAUCCCUGAAACUGACCCUGUUGUAGUCUUGAAAUUCCUAAUUCAUACUCCAUGGUAUAAGAAAUAUCGUGAUGCCUGUUCCAGAUCUAAAAAGUUCAUCAUGUCCCAGCUCUACAUGCAUAAAGAUACAUUUCAGAAAGAGAACAUCCGUGACUACGUCGACGCAUUCUUAGCUGAUGAUAUCUCCAAGGAAUACACGUUGGAAGAGUUCUGGAGGAUUGCGUUUGACUUUUUUGCUGCCGGCUCGGAGACAACAUCACUGGUUACUUCAUGGGCCAUACUCUAUCUAGCUUCACACCCAGAAGUACAAAGAAAGGUACAAAUGGAGUUGGAUAGGGUUGUUGGACGUGGUCGACAACCCGCUACAGAGGACCGUCAAGAUCUACCGUACUGUGAUGCCACCUUGAUGGAAGUUAUGCGUAUCAGACCGGUACUCGCGGUUAUACGUCGUUUGGCUUCAGCAGAUCUAACAACGAAAGGCUUUUUCAUUCCAAAAGGCGCCGUGGUUAUGAGUAAUGUUUGGGCUGUUCACCACUGCCCGAAGACUUGGUCUAAGCCCCACCUGUUUAACCCUGAUCGAUUUCUUAGCGCUGAUGGACGAAAGGUCAAGAAGAGCGAAUCUUGGCUCCCGUUUGGAAUUGGUCGUCGUGAAUGUCUGGGUAUUCAGCUUGCUAGAAUGGAGACAUUUCUUUUCUUCACCAAUCUUUUCCAACAGUUUGAAUUCAAGCUUCCAUCUAAUGAACCUCCUCCUAGUCUAAGAGGUCAGCCGGGGCUAACGAUUCCUCCUCAACCUUAUCGGAUUUGUGCUAUAGAGCGCUAAUUCACGAUUGAUAUUUUGUCUACCCAUCGAUAUAAGGAACUAGCACAUCAAUGAUGUGGAGCUCAUCCGGUAUCUCGCAAAGAAAUUUCACAUAAUUUCAGCCCAGUUGACACUGUAGUGAAUUAUAUUGGUGACAUAAAAUGAGGAAACAGAAUUGAAAAUGAUGAAGAAAUGGAAAAGAAGCAUUAUUUUUUGUGAUUUAUGAAUAAAUUUCGUAUAAAUAAGCAUAGAUCUAAAUAAUUUUCUAGUCAAAAUUUCUAAAUUCUGUGUAGAACCUUUAUGAACCUCAUGUAGCUCUGAGAUGGAACUAAAAAAAAAUCAAAAUCGGCCAACAAAUGAAUAAGCAUUUUUUGUGAGUUUUUAAAAAUGCGCAUAAAUUAGCAUAUUUAAUGAGUUUCAAAAUUCUGGGUAAAAGUUUUGAAUCCCCGCCUAGUGCUAUCAUAAAAAUAAGGCAAACAGAAUUGCAAUCGGACUUGAAAUGACGAAGAAGAAGCAUUUUGAAAUCGUGAACAGACGACGGACGCCACGGCAUGGCAUAAGCUCAUAAGAUGCCCUUCGGACCGGAUGAGCUGAAAAUGCAUGGGCGGAAAUCCCAGGGGGGACAGGGGGGACGUGUCCCCUCUACUCAAAAUAGUAGGGGGGACACAAUAUCAAAUGUCCCCCCUACUAUUUUUUGUCUUUUAUGAUGGUAAGAAAUACAUCAUUCUAAAUCGAAAUAAAACAUGUAUUUUGGGACGAGUUGGGACGAGAUGACCGUACUUUUGGGAUGAUAACCUUUUUUUUUUCAUGUCAAAUUUCCCCCCCCCCCCCCAUAUUGGCGGAGC
This is a messenger RNA of Lytechinus pictus (painted urchin), 2503 nucleotides long. RefSeq names its product cytochrome P450 2J4-like. Bases 228 to 1679 code for a protein of 483 amino acids. Lineage: Eukaryota; Metazoa; Echinodermata; Echinoidea; Temnopleuroida; Toxopneustidae. The record is from RefSeq and is a predicted model, not a curated record. Gene Ontology annotation, cellular component: intracellular membrane-bounded organelle; cytoplasm. Gene Ontology annotation, molecular function: steroid hydroxylase activity; heme binding; oxidoreductase activity, acting on paired donors, with incorporation or reduction of molecular oxygen, reduced flavin or flavoprotein as one donor, and incorporation of one atom of oxygen. Gene Ontology annotation, biological process: xenobiotic metabolic process. The transcript has 4 exons.